This is a messenger RNA of Aureobasidium subglaciale EXF-2481, 1072 nucleotides long. RefSeq lists its product as uncharacterized. The transcript has 4 exons. NCBI's taxonomy places the organism in Eukaryota, Fungi, Ascomycota, Dothideomycetes, Dothideales, Saccotheciaceae. The record is from RefSeq and is a predicted model, not a curated record. Bases 218 to 970 code for a protein of 250 amino acids.
CUCUGGGACUACCACCCGGAGUUGAUGACCGUAAUCUGGAUCUUGAGUUACCUGGUCCAUCUGUGGCCUUCCAAUCACCAGUCGCUCUGACGAUCAACAUUAGGAUUGCGAGGACCACCGGACAGAUCAUGACUAGGCAACACAGACAGAGCUAGUACAGAACAUACAGGAUAUUUUGCGAACGCUGUUUGACGUCGGAUCAUCGUAUCCCCUCGAUAUGGCUAUCGACUUCACGAACACCCCUUUGCGGCUGACUAGGACGAGUGCAUCCCUACAUCUGAUGCUGUACCAGGCUAUUCUACUUUGUAUCAGACCAGUGGUACUACAACAAGUACAUCACAAACUACAGGUCACAAACUUCGAGCAGCAAACAUCAGCGGUCAUCCAAAGACUUUCGAAAACAUGCGAAGAAGCGGCCAUGAAAAGCCUAGCCAUUCUCUCGAAGCUCAAACAGGAUAGAACGAUAGCACGCUUCGGCUUCUUCGACUUGGACGCUACUUUCUCAGCGGCCUUCGUGUUGAUAAUGCUACGAAUUAGCGAUGAGACGGGAGACGCACCCCCUCCGAAGAUCUUGGAAGCAUGUCAGGUACUCGAGUACCUCUCUGUGGUGGGAAACCAGAUGGCAACACGACGACUCAACGAUAUCAAGGAAUUUUGCUAUCAUGUCUGGCCGAAUUUUACACUCCAUAACCAGGCUUCGCACGUUUUGCUUGAACAGUCUUUGCAGGCAGGCUCUCUACCUGCCCACCAAGAUAUUUCGGCGCCAUCUCAAGCUCAAGGCGACUUUAUGGACCACUCAGUCUUGGCUGAUCUUGACUUACGACCAUAUGCGGCGGAUGGAGCACUAAGCACUGACUUCUUCAAUGGAGCGGGUGAUAUCUACUCUUGUUUCAAUGAUCCAAGUCUAUCACUUACAGGUAGAGAUCUUGAUGAUUGGAUGGAGAUGAGCAGGAUUUUAAAUACUCAGUAACGCUACUUUCACAUCUAGUUGUGUACUUCAUCUUGCUUAUAGACUAUCCGUCUCUCCACACGAUGCUUUCUGCCGCCGCUCUAUUACCCCAAUUGGGCCUCU